Molecule: messenger RNA, 2495 nt
Organism: Cornus florida
Lineage: Eukaryota; Viridiplantae; Streptophyta; Magnoliopsida; Cornales; Cornaceae
Product: beta-galactosidase 3-like
Exons: 18
Coding region: 141-2333 (730 amino acids)
Biological process (GO): carbohydrate metabolic process
Cellular component (GO): vacuole; cell wall
Molecular function (GO): beta-galactosidase activity
Source: RefSeq, a predicted model, not a curated record
UUUUGUUUUUAUAGCUCAGGCCUACUAAUAUUCUUUCCCUCCAUAGUCCAUUCUCUCUCAUUUCUAUGUAUAUAUAUAUAAUAUAUUAGUACUGUAUAUAAUAUGCAAAGAAAGAAAGAAGUAAGAAAAGAAAGAAAGAAAUGGAAGCAAACUUAGGUUCCAAGUGGUUUCUCCUCUUGGUGGUACUGAUUUUAUGUGUUGAGCUCACACAAUGCAGUGUCACCUACGACAGGAAGGCCCUUAUCAUCAAUGGACAGAGAAGAAUUCUCUUCUCAGGCUCCAUACAUUACCCCAGAAGCACCCCUCAGAUGUGGGAAGGCCUUAUACAGAAGGCCAAAGAUGGUGGUUUGGAUGCCAUAGACACUUAUGUCUUUUGGAAUCUUCAUGAACCUUCACCUGGAAAUUAUAAUUUUGAGGGAAGAUAUGAUUUGGUUGAGUUCAUAAAGAUGGUCCAGAGAGCAGGGCUAUAUGUGCAUCUCCGCAUUGGGCCUUACAUCUGUGCAGAGUGGAAUUUUGGGGGUUUUCCAGUUUGGUUGAAGUAUGUUCCAGGCAUUAGCUUCAGAACAGAUAAUCAACCUUUCAAGAUGGCAAUGCAGAGUUUCACCGAAAAAAUUGUUGGAAUGAUGAAGGAUGAAAAAUUGUUUGAGUCUCAAGGUGGCCCUAUUAUUCUCUCUCAAAUAGAGAAUGAGUAUGGACCAGAAAGCAAGUUAUUUGGUGAUGCUGGUCAUUCAUACAUGAUUUGGGCUGCAAAAAUGGCAGUCGAAUUGGAUACUGGGGUCCCAUGGGUUAUGUGCAAGGAAGAUGAUGCUCCGGAUUCAGUGAUAAACACAUGCAAUGGGUUUUAUUGUGAUUAUUUCUCUCCAAACAAUCCGAACAAACCCACAAUGUGGACUGAGGCUUGGACUGGCUGGUUUACGGAAUUUGGUGGCCCAAUUCACCAGCGACCAGUUGAAGACUUGGCAUUUGCAGUUGCCCGGUUGAUUCAGAAGGGAGGUUCCUUUGUGAACUACUACAUGUAUCAUGGAGGAACCAACUUUGGAAGAACAGCUGGAGGCCCCUUUAUCACUACUAGCUACGACUAUGAUGCUCCAAUUGAUGAGUAUGGGUUGAUUAGGCAACCUAAGUAUGGUCAUCUGAAGGAGCUCCAUAAGGCUAUCAAGCUAUGCGAGCAAGCUUUAGUUUCUGCUGAUCCUACAGUCACAUCGUUAGGAAGCUAUGAACAGGCACAUGUAUUCUCUUCCCACUCAGGAGACUGCGCAGCUUUUCUCUCAAACUACCACUCAGAGUCAACGUCAACGGUGACAUUUAAUAACAUGCACUAUGAGCUACCACCUUGGUCCAUCAGCAUUCUUCCUGACUGCAAAAAUGUUGUCUUUAACACUGCUAAGGUUGGAGUUCAAAUAUCCGGGAUGCAGAUGUUGUCCGCCAAUGCUGAGUUACUCUCAUGGGAAACAUUCAAUGAAGACAUAUCAUCGGUUGAUGACGAUUCCAAGAUCACAGUCCUUGGUCUGUUGGAGCAGUUAAAUGUCACCAGAGAUGCCAGUGACUAUCUCUGGUAUACGACCAGUGUUGAAAUAAGUCCAUCUGAAUCAUUUCUGCGUGGAGCCCAACAUCCUGUUCUCAGUGUGCAGUCAGCAGGCCAUGCCUUGCAUGUGUUUAUCAAUGGACAUUUAUCAGGAUCGGCCUUUGGGACUCCGCAAAGCAGAAGAUUUACUUUUACAGGAAAUGUCAACCUGAAUGCUGGAACAAACAAAAUUUCACUUCUCAGUGUAGCUGUUGGAUUGCCAAACAAUGGGCCACAUUUUGAGACAGCCAACACAGGAGUCCUAGGACCAGUUGUUCUACAUGGGCUAGACGACGGGAAGAGGGACCUAUCCUGGCAGAAAUGGUCAUACCAGGUCGGGCUCAAAGGAGAAACGAAGGACCUAGUUUCUCCAAGUGGAAUUUCUUCAGUUGAUUGGAUGCAAGGAUCCUUGGUUGCAGAUAACCAACAGCCUCUUACAUGGUUUAAGGCUUAUUUCAAUGCACCGGAAGGAGAUGAGCCAUUGGCGCUUGACAUGACUGGUAUGAGUAAGGGUCAAGCAUGGAUCAAUGGGCAGAGCAUCGGAAGAUAUUGGAUGGUUUAUGCCAAUGGUGAUUGCAGUGACUGCAAUUAUGCAGGGACAUACCGACAAGCAAAGUGCCAAUCUGGCUGUGACCAACCAACUCAAAAAUGGUACCACGUUCCUCGGUCUUGGUUGAAGCCAACCCAAAAUCUGUUGAUAGUUUUUGAUGAAAUUGGUGGAGAUGCAUCGAAGAUUUCUCUUGUGAAAAGAUCAGCUACCAGUGUAUAGAGAUAAAAGGUCUCGAUAUUAUAGUUGUUGUCAGAGUAUAAGUUUUAGCAGAAUGGAAUCAGAGGAUUAUCUUUUGGUGGAAGUGAUAUCCUAGUCUUGCACCUUCAAUUUUUAGACCAAAUUUGAAGCUGAAUAAAGCAAUAUCGUUAUAUGAUUUUGUAA